This is a messenger RNA of Striga asiatica, 420 nucleotides long. NCBI's taxonomy places the organism in Eukaryota, Viridiplantae, Streptophyta, Magnoliopsida, Lamiales, Orobanchaceae. The record is from the annotation of a GenBank genome assembly.
AUGCAUCAAGAAGAUCCGGGCUCUAAUCCGGACGCAUCAAGGCUGGGGUCAAAGGUUACAGAGCAAGUCAGCCAGUCUCAAUCUAUAGCUUCUUCCUUGCCUUUGUUUGAGGAAAAACGGAAGAUGCCUAAAAAACUUAGGAAAGAAAGAGGACAAAGAGAUCUGACUGACAAUCCCCUUCUAGUUUCAACUUAUUUAAACUUAGAAAGGGAAUCGGUAAGAAUGGAGGGAGGGCUAGUAAGUAAGAAAGAGGUCAAUUACAUCGAGCCUUUUGGAAGGAAAGAACUUGAUGCCCAUUUUGACGUGGUUUUCAUGUAUCGAUUGAUUAGUUUAGGGUCGGACCAGCUCCUUAACGGAAGGAAGGAACUACGCUUGGAACUCCGACCGGCAUAUUGGCUGGUCAAUCCCUAUCUGGAAUAG